CACAUUCCUAUACCAACCCUUCACCCCCACCAUAUUUUCAUCCCUUUAGAACCUGCAACAUUCCACAAGAGACCUCAGAAAUCUCUCCCUUCUCCCACCCUCCAUGCAUGAUGCAUUUGUGAUUGAUGAGAACGGUAUCUUGAUGCAGAGAUCCCCUGAAAUAUAGAAUUGGCUACCGAUAAUCUGAAACCAUCAUCGAUCAGUGUCCAAAUUUCAACAAAAUGGAGGUGCAGAGGUUGAGGGAGUUGAUGAAACUUUGGUCUUCGUUGCAAAUUAACCGUGUUUCCCUUGUGGGUGGAAAUCACACAGCAUCUAGAUUUUGCACUCGCUAGAAUUUCCCCUGUUUUUGUGUUCUCUUUUCUCUGUUUUUUCUUCCUCUAUAUACCUACAUACACAUACAAUUUAACCUCUUUCUACAUUCAUCUUCAUUCUGUUUUCAAUUUUCAACCUUAACUAGCUACUAACAAUGGCAAUCAACAUCAUUGAUGCUGCUACCUUGACAAAAAAUCGCUUUUGCAACAAGAAGCAUUCACUUCCUCUGUAUUCAGAAUCCCGUUAUCUUAUCAUCAGGCUUCCUAAUUCUCGAUUCAUGAAGCUAUGUUCUCGCUUUAUGCUUUUAGCAUUGGCUCUGGCUUCUUUCCAAUUGAUGACAAGAUCCUCCAUGAUCAACAUUGAAAGCUUCUCUUCCACCCUGCAGCCCAUGACAGAGGAUGGUGAGUUGAGCAAAACAGAGGAGGUUCUGUCAAUUUUGUUCGAUGAUUUGACCAACGAGGGGCUCAUGAAGAAGAAAACAGAACAACAAAACGCGAUUUUCCUCAACAACGAAGAAGGUUAUUCUUCUGGGUCAUCUUCUCAGGUUGUCACUGACCACAACAUGCACCACAUUCCCCUGAAUGACAUUGAGAAACAGAGCUCUGUUCUUGACAACUCUGUUGAUUUUGUUUUCAUCUAUGAUUUCCUUGCAUCUUCACAAUUCAUUGAGAGAGUUCUGAAAAUCGGUGGCGUUUGCACUGUUAUCAUGAGUUACAACCCCUCCACGGCGUUUUACAAGCCCUCUAACUACAAAAUCGCAUACAUGAGGCGGUUUGACUCUGUAGUGGUGGCGAUGAAGAAAACCAGCGCGGCCAAACCAACCUUGGCCGCGCCGAGAAAGCUCUGCGGCUACGCCGCAUCAGAAGCGAAGAAAGCUGCAUUGCAGAAUCUUGAGGAUGUGCUUCUGGAGCCGCCAAGAGCGGCUUCAGGGAAGUCAAGAAAGUACUUGAAGCGCACAAGGUUCCUCCCGGAUUUGAUGGGGGAUUCCCUCGAGAGCUACCCUCGCCGUGUUUUCAUUGACGUGGGGUUGCCGGAGAAGGAGGGAGGGAGCGGAACCGGGUGGUUCGCGACGAAUUACCCAACGAGGAACAAGAACUUCGAGAUGUACAAGAUUGAGACGGUGGCAGAGGUGCCGUCCGCGAAGGAGGUGGAGCAAAUUGGGAUGUCGGGUUGGCUGAGGAAGAAUGUGAAGGAGGAGGAGUAUGUGGUGAUGAAAGCUGAGGCUGAAGUGGUGGAUGAGAUGAUGAGGAGUAACUCCAUUGAUUUGGUGGAUGAGCUUUUCUUGGAAUGCAAGCCACAUGGUCCUAAGAAAGGGAAUAGAAGUAGAAGGGCUUAUUGGGAGUGUUUGGCUUUGUAUGGCCAGUUAAGGGAUAAAGGUGUUGCAGUGCACCAAUGGUGGGGUUAGAAGGAAAGAACAUGUAGUGGUUUGGUUUGGGUUGUGUUAAGUUUCUAUUUCAUUUCCGGAGAACAAGUACUUAUAGCCUACAUGUUUGAUUCCGCACUUAAAUGUUCCGGAAUCACUCUUGAUUGAAAGUUACAAGAAAUUAAGUCGUUGACUUUAAAAGCGAAUGUAUACUGUAUUUUGUGCCGAUUGUGAAACCAAUGAUGCGGAUACUUUUUUUGUGUGUGUAGAAUAGGGGAAAGAGUUGCAAGGAAGUUGAGCUUUCAUAGGGAGAGGGUGGAUUGAUCAUGGCAAAAAGGAAGGAGUUUCUUAUCACUUUUUUGUAUUUUUAGUGUAUUUUCUUUUGUGGGAGGUUAUAUUGUAAUUCUAUUUUUAUGGAUCUGUUUGUUGGUUUCUUUUUAUGUAUUUUGGGUGUUUAUAUACGUGAAAGCUAGUUAUGGAUGGCAAUUUGGAUCAAAGGGAUCAUGAAAGGAAUGAGUUAAAUGACCAUCAACAUGCUACGAUGGAGGGAUAUUGUACACAACGAUGAGGGGGUGACAUAUAUGAAAUGAGUCAAAUGCUGCUUUCCUUUCUUUUGUCACAAAUCAGAUCAUAGAAUAUAUAAUAAUAUAUACUUUAAUUGGAA
Messenger RNA from Lotus japonicus, 2339 nucleotides. RefSeq lists its product as uncharacterized. The transcript has a single exon. Lineage: Eukaryota; Viridiplantae; Streptophyta; Magnoliopsida; Fabales; Fabaceae. The record is from RefSeq and is a predicted model, not a curated record. Bases 467 to 1717 code for a protein of 416 amino acids.